AUGGCUGAAGAUGAACUCGAGUUUCGGGAGGCUUACUUUGGCCAGCCUUGUUUUCUGCUUGGGACACCGAUAACUGAUGAUGGUACUCCGGUGCAAGUCAUAAGCGGAAGAAUCUCCUCUAAAUUGAAGCGCAGUUUUUCCGCUAUUGGCCAUUCGCUGCAUGGGCACGGAUCUGCGCAUCCUGGUGCAUCAGGUGGCCCAGUUUUCGCGCGCCAACUUUCGUUUGGAAAGUUAACACUUCCAAGGCAUAGUUGUUGGCGGUGA
Molecule: messenger RNA, 264 nt
Organism: Auanema sp. JU1783
Lineage: Eukaryota; Metazoa; Nematoda; Chromadorea; Rhabditida; Rhabditidae
Source: the annotation of a GenBank genome assembly